This is a messenger RNA of Spirometra erinaceieuropaei, 3346 nucleotides long. NCBI's taxonomy places the organism in Eukaryota, Metazoa, Platyhelminthes, Cestoda, Diphyllobothriidea, Diphyllobothriidae. The record is from the annotation of a GenBank genome assembly.
AUGGUACCUCUGUGCUGUUUUGUGCCUUUGUGAGUACGUGUGCCGCUAAUGUUCCUUCUGUUCGGAUCUCAGUCUAUCAAUUAUUUUCUGCCGAAUACGUAUAGGUGAAAAAGAAGAGGAAGGAUCGAGCACCGGAACAUUUUUUAUUAUCCUGGGCUUUUGGACUCGUGCAGGAGUCUAUCGUCCGAGGCAGUAGCAGCAACUGAAAAAACGACAGUUAUAGGGCAUGUAGGCUAAUCAUCGACCGACGGCGCAAGACUGGAGGUGACUACGCAGGGCUCUGUACGCCGGCGCCAGAUCGAUAAAUCGAUUGACCGAGUUCUCACUCGAAGCCCAGACUUCAAUCAAUUCUCGGCCUGUUUUGUUUCCGGCGUGGGCGACUGUUUUGGUGGCUGCGAGGUUAAACUCGUGACCCAUUUUGUUCGUAGGUGAUGGCGGCCACUUGUGAUAAUGCGUCGCCUCGUUGCAUAGCUAGCUUAUGUUCGUGUAUGCGCGAUCCGAGCAUGCGUUCAGUCUGGCCUGUGUAGUUACAAAGACAAUUUUGUCACUCGAUGCGAUACACUAAUCAAGAUUGCUCUUCAGCUUUGACCGGUCUGUAAUCUUCAUGACCCUAUUGCGCAUGGUGGAUUUGGGGCGGUGUGCAAUUCCAACACCCGGCUCCGCAGCAAUGCGCUCGGUCGCUUCUGAAACGCCUUUGAUGUAUGGCAGAGAAUGUCAUAUCGUCGGUGGUGUUGAUGUUCGAGUCCUCUGUGGGCGACCGCGUAGGUAACGACUUGUGAAUGCCCUCGGAUAGCCAUUUUGCGCCAACUGGUAGCGGAGAUAACGCGUCUCACGUGCACUGUCCUCCGGUUUGCUGCACUGACUUUGGAUCCGUUUGAAGAGCGUUUUCAUACAGCUUCGUUUUUUAGCCACCGGAUGGUUGCUGUGGAAACUAAGAAGCUGUGUGGUGUUCGUUGCCUUCGUAUAAACCGUCGUUUCAAGUUCACCGUUAGGGUUUCGUCUGAGAAGGACAUCCAGGAAGGGCAACUGCUGUUCCUGUUCUUCUUUCCUCGUGAAUUUUAUAUCGGAGAAGACUGCGUUGAGCAGGCUGUGGAAAUGUAGCAGCGUGUCCUUUUUUAUGAUGACGAACGCGUCGUCUACGUAACGGCUCCAAAGUGGACUCCUGCAUGAGUUCCGAUGCGCAACCCUUUAUUCUUCUUCCUCCUCCUCCUCCUCCUCCUCCUCCUCUUCUUCUUCUCUUCUCCUUCUCCUCCUUUUUCUUCUUCUUCACUUAUGCAUUCAUCUGGAACUGGAAAUUUCGCCAUCACUCGCCGAAUAUGUAUCAGGUGUGACUACCUAAAGUCCUCAUGUCAUGCACACUGUGCAUACCGUAAGCAGAUUAGACCCUUAGAUGGACAUUUUAUCAGAUGCAAAGACAGGAAUUUGAUGAACUGUGUGGCGCGCUAGCCUUGGCGACCCAUAUGACGCAAGAGCCCUCAGCCACUGCACUGCUCUAUCUUGUUUGCAGUCAGCGUUAGCCAUUCCCUCCACUGAAGGCGGAGGGUGAAAGUGACGCCGAGCAUGUGCAGCCUUUCUGCAAUGAGUCGCGCGCGCCUUGAAACUAUCGCAACACGUUAGAAGCCAUUGUCUGGGAGAUCGCCAUCUGAUUGGAUACUGGCUGGUUGUAGCCUUGUCAGCCACUGCGCCUGAGCCCACUUCCAGUCGUUCUGACUGCGUCUCGCUACCGGGCCCACCUGGGUGGGGGAGGAGAGAGUGCGGCAGAUGCUGCGCAAGUUCGCUAUAAACUGACUCUCCUGCAAGUCACCGUCUUACGCCCAGCACGUCCUGGGUGAACAUCCUCGUUCGCGCGGGUUAAACCGUCAGGUAAGAUUUUAACUUUCCCUCCCCAUUUUCACCCUGUAACGACUCACCGCCGUGAUAAUAACCCACCGAGGGUAGUCUUGCUCGCUUCGGUUGGUGUGCCAGCACGUGCGUGGCGCGCUCAAAUUGACCUGAAUGUUUGUUCGGUCGCUGCAUCCCUGCCCUUCUCCAGCCACGGUGACCUUUUUUGCUGUGGAAACAUGAUAGGAGGGGGGGGAGAGAAAGUGGGAACAAUGCUGCGCAACUAACCACUGCCCCUUUCUCCCCCCCCCCCCUUCGCAGGCAAUCGCGAUCUGCAUUGAGGACCGUGGAUAUUAUCGGUUCGCAAACCCACAUUUCCAAACCUGACAGUUUUGAGUGCCCAGAGCGGCUGCAAAAAGUACGGAUAUGUUCAUGUUCCCCCUUUUUUACGAUGUAACUUUGGUAUACUAGCUUAAAGUGCGCAGUUUAGUUGCACCGCCGCUGAGCACCACCUUUACUAUCCUCUUCACUCCGGCUGGCCGAACAAUCACGUGUCCGAAAUGGCACAUUUUCUCUCCGCCAGCCCAGUUAGUCCAAGCUGGUUAAUUAAAGACUCCCGGGAUGGCCAGACGCGUAGUGUCUACUUAAGACACUCUGCCAAGUUCCUCCUCACCAAUUAUUUCACUCCUUUUGCCCAGAAUAUCCUAUUCUUGUGAAUCAGCACACUCCAACGAUCUCCGAUUGUCUGGGCCGGUCUGCUUUCAUCGCUGCGUCUCUGUUGUUUCUGUUGUAGGACUAGCAGUCAUCGUCUCGGAUGACCGGAGAAAGGAUGGACGUUGUGGUAGGUGGGGUUGGUCGCGGAGUAGUAAAUGGCGGGUCGCGUAAUUUGUUGUAAGCAGCGUCUGUAGACCCGGGUUUUAUAAUCUCUGCGUCUGAUUCUUCGCCUACUUUACUUCAUGCUGGGAUCGCAGAUUUAUGCAAGCUAUAGCCCGAUCACGUUUAGUUGGUGGAGAUCUGUGAGCUGGUGGCGGCGGCGGCAGGAGUUUGACGCUGGCGCAUCUCCUACAGUUGGGCCCACUGUCGCAUCUAGGGGCUGCAGCCACCCAUUCCUCCACCAUGUCAGACUCGUGCUUGUUACUGCUGCCCUUAACCACCGCUAUUGCAGCCCGUCUGACAUUUUAGUUGGUUUGUUUUGAUCAUUCAACUUUCGUGGUUUUCAAGAUCACCUGUCUUCUGAUGCAGUCUUUGUGCCUUUCCUUGUUUGAACAGUGCAUCCUCCGUCUCCUCCCCUUGUCGUGCAUAUUCCCGUCGAGCUUUUGCAGUUCUUUCUGUUCCCUUCCUCUCCACCGUCUUCCUCUUGGCGGUCAGACUCCAACAUCCAGAUCCUGCCGACCGAUGCUGCUGUUGUUAUCGCGUGCUAUUUCUGGGAUCCAGAAGUCACUUCCCCGAACACGUUGAUCCUCGUCUAACACAUAGUUCCUGGCGCCAUGCGUCCGUCCCCCCGGUCCCCAGUUCCCCACCCUAA